Molecule: messenger RNA, 1687 nt
Organism: Rhinolophus ferrumequinum (greater horseshoe bat)
Lineage: Eukaryota; Metazoa; Chordata; Mammalia; Chiroptera; Rhinolophidae
Gene: ART3
Product: ADP-ribosyltransferase 3 (inactive)
Exons: 9
Coding region: 358-1434 (358 amino acids)
Molecular function (GO): NAD+-protein-arginine ADP-ribosyltransferase activity; NAD+ poly-ADP-ribosyltransferase activity
Source: RefSeq, a predicted model, not a curated record
CCACAAGAAGGAAGGCGUGUGAGCAUCUAUACCUGAGCCUGGCACACAGUAGGUGCUCAGUAGACAGGCAUACAGGAGUGAGAGAAGGAGCCAGCGAACAAAGGCUCCCAGCUUGGCAUCGCACCGCGCCUUGUGAAGAGUUGCCUGGCUCCUCGAGGGGGCAGAUCAGGUGACCUCCCUGGGAGCUGAGGUGGGCGCACUGCGCAUGCCCUGCCAGCCAGCUUCCAGAACCUUCAGUGGGGAAGGUACAACCUCAACUUGCCCACCUCACGCCGCACUUGUGCCGCUGCUCUCGUCCCUGCUGCCUGCGCUAAUCCUGCCGGGAGAAGCACGUCGUUGGGAGAGAAGAAAAGAAAAAUGAAGACAGGACCUUUUGAAGUGGUUACCAUGCUGCUGUCAGCUAUGAUUCUAAUGGACGUCUUCCAGGUGAAGGCUGAAAUGUUAGACAUGGCAGAUAAUGCAUUUGAUGAUGAAUACCAGAAAUGUACUGACAGGAUGGAAAUCAAAUAUGUUCCCCAACUGCUCAAGGAAGAAAAAGCAAGCUAUCAACCCUUAGAGGAUGUGUGGGAAAAUGCGAAAGCCAAAUGGGAAGCUCGGAAGACUCACAUCUCUCUCCCUCUGAGUUUUAAGGAUAACCACGGAAUAGCCCUGCUGGCAUAUAUUUCUGAAGCUCAAGAGCAAACUCCCUUUUACCACCUGUUCAAUGAAGCUGUGAAGAUGGCCGGCCAAUCUCGAAAAGACUAUAUCUAUGGCUUCCAGUUCAAAGCUUUUCAUUUUUACCUGACAAAAGCCCUGCAGUUGCUGAGAAGACCUUGUGAGGACAGUUACAAAAAUGUGGUGUAUAGCACAAGCCCGGGUACUUCAUUUACCUUUGGAGGACUAAACCAGGCCAGAUUUGGCCAUUUCACCUUGGCAUAUCCAGCCAAACCUCAAGUUACAAAUGACCAACACAUUCUGUUAACCAUCCACACAUGCUUUGGAGUUGCCAUUGAAAAAUUUUUUGAUAAAGAAAGUGAAAGAAUCAUUUUAAUACCUCUGAAUGAGGUUUUUCACGUGUCACAGGAUGGGGCUAGUAAUAACCUUAUCCUUCAAAGCACAAACAAGACCUGCAGCCAUUUCGAGUGUGCAUUUCUAGGAGGACUGAAAACUGAGAAUUGUGUUGAGAACAUGGAAUAUUUUCAGCCCAUCUCCAGUCCUGGUGAUAAAAAGCAGAAGCUUGAAGAGCCUGGAAAGAAAAGCCAGGAGUCCACUGUCUUACCUGGUAUGAAGAGCCAUGAACCCAUCCAAAUACCAGCUCCAGGUCCGGUGCCAGUUCCAGUUCCAGGUCCCAAAACCCAUCCCUCUGCAUCCUCUGGCAAAGUGCUCCUUCCACCGUUUGGGACAGUCAUCAGUUUAAGUAGUGCUUCUGCUAUAUGUCUGUUUGUUGCUCUGUAGGCUGAUACAUUCUGUAUUUCUUGAAAUACAUUAUAGGGAUCCUACAGGAAACCAUCAAAAGGAAUGAUGUAUUUUCCACUUGUUGGCCAAAGUCAAUUAAUAAAAUGAGAACUGCAUUUAUGUUAUUCACUUUGCAAAUUCAGAAAGUUGGUCCAGAUGUUAUAAAAUCGUUUUCACUUAUUUGUAUAUUAACCUUAGGAUUGCAGAAAAACUGCAUAUUUCUGAUUGAAUUCAAUAAAAAGACAUUAAGAUU